CUGGGCAAUGUGGUCGUGUUCGUUUGUGUGAAUGUGGUUGGAGCUUUGAUGCACUCGCUGAUGGAAACCGCCCAGCGCAGAGCCUUCCUAGACACCAGGAACUGCAUCGCGGCGAGACUCGACAUGGAAGACGAAAACGAGAAAUUGGAAAGGUUACUGUUAUCCGUUCUCCCGCAACACGUCGCUAUGGAGAUGAAGAACGAUAUCAUAUCGCCGGUCGAGGGACAGUUCCACAAGAUAUACAUACAGAAACACGAACAAGUCAGUAUACUGUUUGCGGACAUCGUUGGUUUUACUGUACUCGCUUCGCAGUGCAGUGCGCAGGAGCUGGUGCGGCUACUGAACGAACUUUUCGGAAGAUUCGAUCAAUUGGCGAACGACAAUCAUUGCCUCCGCAUCAAGAUCCUGGGUGACUGUUACUACUGCGUGUCGGGAUUGCCGGAGCCGCGCUCCGACCACGCUCGCUGCACCGUCGAGAUGGGACUAGACAUGAUCGAUGGCAUCGCGUCAGUUGUGGAGGCUACCGACGUACAGCUAAACAUGCGGGUGGGAAUACACACGGGCCGAGUGUUGUGCGGAGUGCUCGGUCUUCGCAAGUGGCAGUACGAUGUGUGGUCCAAUGACGUCACUCUUGCAAACAAUAUGGAAGCUGGCGGCGAACCUGGUCGUGUACACAUCACCCAAGCCACGUUGGAGUGCCUGGGAGGUGCGUACGAGGUAGAGCCGGGACACGGAGCUAGUCGCAACGCGUACCUAAGGGACCACUCUGUUCAGACAUACUUCAUUAUACCGCCGCCCAGGAGAAGAAAAAUGUGUUUAUCUUCGACGGCGGGACUGGGCACGGGCUCGCGUCGGAAACUAUCCUUCAAGAACGUUUCCAACGUGGUCGUACAACUCCUGCACUCGAUUAAGUUCAACGUGGAUGUUCCGUUCUCGAAUAUGGCCGCGUCGCCUCAGGAACUCAAGGCCAAUGCAGCCCGGAAGGUGCUGGACUUGCAGCGUGCACUGCACGCGGAGCCGGGGUCGGCGGAGGCGCUGCGGGUGGCGGCGCUGCGGGCGGACGACGUGAGCGGCUCCCCCUCCCGCGCCCCCCACAACCACACCUUCGACGCCCUCCUGCAGCACCACGCCCUGCGCGCGCACCACACGAAUAAGGUAACGGAGAAAUUUAAGCGGCCUCUGAAAAAGCGUCACUCGUCUGUCUACCACCAGCCUACCAACCGCGUCAACAAGUACCUAGCGCAAGCUAUAGACGCCCGCUCCGUGCAUCGCGAGAAGGCAACUCACGUGCAUCUGCUAACGUUGUGCUUCAAACAAGCUGACAAAGAGGCUCAGUACCGCGCGUCAACGGACGGCGGUUGGGCCGGGUCGCUGGGCGCGGCUCUGGGCGCACUGGUGGCGGCGGGCACGCUGCAGGCCGCCAUCUUGCCGCGCACCACCAUCUUGUUGCUGCUCUUCGUCACCGCUUUCGCGUGGUCGGCCGCCGUCCUCGCGUUGACUCUAGCCGCUCGACUGAGGCUCAUACCUUGCGAUGUAUCCAGGCCGUUCGCUCUCAGGAACGCCAUCACGACCUUCACUCUCGUGCUGGGCUAUGCCGUGGGCCAAGUUAAUGUGGUGACGUGUCGCAAAGUGGACGUGUGUCGGAACCUCACCGAGAACGUAACGAUGGACGAUAUCAGUAUGGCGAGUGACGACGUCGCGUCUCUGCUGUGGAGCAGCGCCGACCACCGCGCGUGUCCGGUGCCGCUGUACGUGACGCUGGGCUGCUGCCUCAGCAUGCUGGCGGUCGCGGGCUUUCUCAGACUGCCGAUACUUAUCAAGGGCAUCCUCCUCUACGUCAUGACGGCCGGGUACAUGGUAGUCAUACUGGCCUACCAUAAGGACUUGUUCGACUGCUACGAUCUAAUGACCGAACCGGGGCCAGUAGGGUCGGCGUACGUCGCCUGCGCCUGGACGCUGGCACUGGCAUUGGCAGUGUUAUUGCACGCGCGGCAGACGGAGUGGACGGCGCGACUCGACUUCUUGUGGCAAGUUCAAGCGCGCGAUGAGAAAAGAGAUAUGGACGCUCUACAGGCAUCAAACAGAAGAAUACUUUUCAACCUAUUACCGGCGCACGUGGCCACUCACUUCUUGGAUAAUCAAUUUAGAACAAAUAUGGACCUGUACCACCAGUCGUACCAGCGCGUCGGCGUCGUGUUCGCCUCCAUCACCAACUACCACGAGUUCUACAUGGAGCUCGACGGGAACAACCAGGGCAUGGAGUGUCUGCGCUUGCUCAACGAAAUCAUAGCUGACUUCGACGAGCUUUUAGGUGAAGAUCGCUUCAGUGCAAUAGAUAAAAUAAAGACUGUUGGUUCAACGUACAUGGCCGCCGUCGGUUUGAUACCGGACAAAAAGAUGGCGGACGAAGUGAGCACACGCAAGCACAUGGCCACCCUGGUUGAAUUCGUUUUUUCUAUGAGGGACAAACUCAAAGACAUCAACGACAACUCAUACAAUAACUUUAUGCUCAGAGUCGGUAUCAACGUCGGGCCCGUGGUGGCCGGUGUGAUUGGCGCGAGGAAGCCACAGUACGACAUUUGGGGGAACACCGUCAAUGUAGCCUCACGAAUGGAUUCCACCGGCCUGCCGAAUCAUACUCAAGUUACAGAAGAAGUGUAUCACGUGUUGAAGGAUAUGCCGUACCAGUUUGUGUGCAGGGGGAAGGUCAAAGUUAAAGGGAAGGGCGAGAUGACUACUUACUUCUUGACGGACCGAGCGCCAACUAACGGCACUGCGCAGAAUCCGGCUAAUCCUCCAUCUACGAAUCCCGCGACCGCCUACGGGGGCGUGGCCACUCCGCUAGCGAUGCUGCAGAACUCGGCCAGGAGGGCGGCGGCGCAGCCAUCGAGACUGCCGCCGGUGCGAGAGGCCUCGGUCGCAGGCGAGAACGAACCACUAUUGCCCACAAACAGUCAACAGAUCAACGGUAACAAUCACAAGGGCAGUAAAGGUCGCAGGAACAAAGACUCUAUCCCUGAAGAAGCUCCACCGCCGCCUCCUCCCCAUGGAAUGUCGAAUCCUAGAUGGCCGCCGCCUCGAGCACUGGUGCCGCCUUGGCCCCGUCCGCAGGAGCCCCGGCCUCCAGUAGCGCACAAGAGACGCCCCCCGACGCGCCUGCCGCGGCCUCGCUCCAGUGAGAGCCUACCGUUAACGCGAAGUCCCCGGGUCCAUUCGUCUGCGGACGAGUUAAGUUCUUUAACGCGAUCUCCGAGUCUUAGUUCGUCAGACGAAAGUUAUUCGCGAACAACUGACGCUUCUCCUUCGCCUCCCCGCAUAUCUCAAUGGCUCCCCGCCUCACGGCCGAACCGGUCGAGUCCUAAUCAGUCGUACGACUACCCGCCCUCAAGAGUGACGAAGCCUGUUUCGAAUCACAUCAACGAAAUAUAUUCGAAGCAUAAAAUUUCAAAAAAACCAUCGUUAGACGAUAAAUUUUUAGAUGUAGAUCAUCAGAAAGAGGAUGAAAAACUUCCAAGGACCAUCAUUAAUCUAUUACAAACUUCCGCGAAACGUGAUGGGUGCUGUCAAACGGACAAGAAGGAAGGCCGCAUGGGACAACGAGCCAGCUCAUUCUCCAGUUCGGGCAGCAGACCGAAUAAUUUCAAACAUUUCAAUCACGAUUCGGUAGACGUGUACACAAAAAGGAGUCCAUCCGACGUGGCGUGCGUGCCGCCUUUCGAAAGAGAAAUACAAAGACUAUUAGAGGAUAAAAAUCUCAUCAAAAACAAUCCACCCAAACUCGAAAGGAAAGAACUCAAACUCGAUCUAAGGAGCCAGAACCCGUCGCUGGAUUCGGUUCGCAACAAUAACAACAACAACAACAGCAGCCCGCUGCACGCGGUGGGGCUGGCGGCCAUCGCUCAGCUGGCGCGGCAGGACGCGCCCCCCGCCCCCGCCGCCGCCGACUUCCCCGGCGUGCUGCCCACCGACGUCGUCGUCCAGCUGCCCUCACCCACGCACUCAAGGGAACAACGCUCGACCCCGCAGUUUGAAAGGAAAGCGGAGGCCCUGGCGAUGAAAGAAAAACACGAGAAAGAAAUUCAAGAAAGACUACAAAGCAGGGUGACCACUUCUAACUUGAGGGAAAUGGGCCUCUACGGCGAAAGUCAGUCUGAAUGGAGUUCGUCUUGUUCGGAGGGAGAAGGCGACGGAGACUGUGGACACCCCGAGAGCACCGGAUAUACCACAGACGACCCCGCCCUCGAAAACGUGUCGAUGCUCAACGAGGCCGGGCUCACGGACGCCGAGGCGGCCCUCAGCGACGUGAACUCUUGCUACCUGGACCGCGACGACGACGUCUCCUCGCGGGCCUCCUCGCGGCUCCUCGACUCCGAGGCGCUCGUGUCUCUGGAGUCGCUGAGCGCUAUAUACGACUCCGACGAGCCCGCCCACAGGUACUUGGCCAACAUCCGUACCGUCAGCGAAUCCAUUACGAGGAACUUCGGGCAGCCGGCGCACGUCACCGACGCCGAAAGCGAUGUUUAGCGAUAAGUGUGAAGUAGGGACUUCAAUGAACCCUUUAUAAAGUGAAUUAUAGGUAAACCGAUCACUCGUAAAGCAGAGUGACCAUACGGUCAAUUGUGAUACAACAUCUCAAAUUAAACUCGAUCAUGACAGAGCUCCCAAAGAAGUAAUAGUAGGGUUUAUGCGGAUGAAAUUAUGUUUUGUGGCUCUCUAUUUGAUAAUUAUGUAAUACUCAAAACUAUAUCACGGAAUACUUCAUUAUUAUUAUUUACUGUUUCCAUGAACAUUCUAACGUGCCUCGUGUCAGUAAUUUUAGUGUAUUAAUAAUGUAUAACUGUAUUAUAUUCAUGUAAAGUAAUUGUGCCAUGUGAUGGCGUUCGCGUCAGUUCGGGGUGGAUAAAGAUCUCUACAAUUAUAAGGUGCUCUGAAGUAGAAUUAUUUCAGGUUUCGUGAUCUGUAGGUAAAAUGAAUUUGAGCGACCAAUCUUCGUCGACUUCAAAGUAGAUAUUUACCUGGGGCUGGACCCUACUCAUUAGGUCUGAGUUCAUUGAGUGAGGUGAAACGGAUUGAGCUGUUAAAAUAUUGUAAAUAUGAACAAUGCAUUUCAAUACUUGUAGAAAUAUUGUUACCAUAGGCUGAAUGAUUUUGCUUAAUAAUAGUUGAUUCCUUAAAAAUAUCAUAUCAUCAGAUGGGUCUUGCUUAUUUUUUUUGUUGUAUUUUAGUGGUGUUAAUAUCGCAAAUCUAGUCAGUUUCUUCAAUUUACAUUAUUUUUCUUCGAGAUCUGAAUGAGGAUUAUUUCUAUGCAGUAUAUAAUAAAAUGUAAUCAACAUAUGACAGAAACCAUUCUUAUCAACUUGUUUCACAUUAUAAUUUAUAUAGAUAAAGACAAAACAGUUAAGUACCAUAUUCGCGUGUGUUUGUCAAUCGAUUUUCUUUUUUUUUUGUUUUGUGCCUGACAAUGAUAUUUAGUGUCAUAAUUUUUUUUUUCUAGAACGAAGAUUCCUUUUUUAAAAUUCCUAUCAAGACAAAAUAGGAUAAACUUAAUAUAUAAAAACUAAAUCUUGAGAUUAGGAUGAAAUUUCAAUUAUUGGACAAACAGUAUGUGUUAUGUACUAAAUGUAAACUUGUCAAUUUAUUUGUUGAAUGAUUAGAUUGUACUGUUUAUGUUUGACGAAGCUUUUUACUUAGAUUUGUACUUAAAUUCGUUAAAUUAAUCGAGCUACAAUAUUAAGUGAUAAUACCUACAAAAUUGCAGUUAAUGGAAGUAGUGGAAUUUUAUUAAUUUUCAAGCUUAAUACUAUUUCUAGCAGUAACUUUUUUAUUUAAGGAAAAUGUUAAUUCUCUAUUUAAUUCAAAUUCGAAAGACACUUUCAGUGUUUCAGCUUCUGAUUUUCAUUAUGAUAUUAAUACUGACGACUGUAAAAACUCUGUUAUUCUUGUAAAUAUAUUGUUAACCAUAUAUUUCAAUUCCACUGGAUCGUUUCAAACACUUUAAUUCUAAAUGAAUUGAUAUUAGGUCUCUAAAUAAUAAUGUCGUAAAUUGUUGUUCUAAUUUAAAUAAUAGACAAACUUAGUGCCAAAUAUUUUUAUGUGUUUGCUAAUAAUUGACAUAUACUUUCUUUUUUUUUAAUAUAUUAUAAAUAAAUAGUAUGAUUUUCGAAAAAAAAUAAACCAAUCAGUUUUUGACUUAUACUGGACAAUAUUUCUCAUCAUAAUCAUGUAGAAGCAAAAAAAAAAAUAACUCCCUAGACUAGAAUAACAAACUAUGUUUAUGGGACGAAAUUAUUUAUAAUAUAAUCAGUUUUUACAAUUUAUCGGUAUAUAUAGAGCUUUGCUGCGAGUUCACAUUACUGAAGUUACGUCUCGUCGAGACAUGUAGUCGAAACAUAUGACUUAAAGCACAAAAACGUUUUAGCUUUAAUGUGAAUAGUUAACAGCUUGGAUGCAGUAAAUGCGUUAGUAAUAAAUUAAAAUAUUGUAUAAUUUCCUGUAGGUAACUAAAUUGCGCCUUCUAUAUAAUGUGUUAUUGUGUAUUUUUAUUCAUUUCACUCCUAUUAUUAUGCUGUAAAAUGAAAUAUUUACGAAUUAAAAGUGUUAUAACACCAUACCGAAGUUUUCUUUUAUAUGAAUUUUAAUAUAAAUUAUAAACAUGAACAAACAUUAAUGACAAUAAACUAGAUGGAAAAGUAUGUAUAUCACUGUUCUUUGCUCAAUGGUCUACGUAGCCCAUAGACAUAAACAAAGUAAACGUAACAAGUAACGUA
Molecule: messenger RNA, 6767 nt
Organism: Bombyx mandarina (wild silkworm)
Lineage: Eukaryota; Metazoa; Arthropoda; Insecta; Lepidoptera; Bombycidae
Product: adenylate cyclase type 1
Biological process (GO): cAMP biosynthetic process; adenylate cyclase-activating G protein-coupled receptor signaling pathway; intracellular signal transduction
Cellular component (GO): plasma membrane
Molecular function (GO): adenylate cyclase activity
Source: RefSeq, a predicted model, not a curated record